Colletotrichum lupini is the source of this 219-nucleotide messenger RNA. RefSeq lists its product as uncharacterized. Bases 1 to 219 code for a protein of 72 amino acids. Lineage: Eukaryota; Fungi; Ascomycota; Sordariomycetes; Glomerellales; Glomerellaceae. The transcript has a single exon. The record is from RefSeq and is a predicted model, not a curated record.
AUGAUAGGUGGCCACAUGUCUCCAUGCUCCUCGAGAAUGCCAUUGUAUCCAUUCUUCUUCGUCUUGUUUACUUCACAAAACUCUGUCAGAGCAACCCUGACUACGGUUCUUUCUCUCUACAUAAGCCUGAAAACUCGAGGCAGGCUGAAUAACCCUUUCAGGCUUGAGUGUGGUCCCUUGAUCUCGACACCCAGUCGAGGCCAUGUCCUAGACGUGUAG